Hipposideros armiger (great roundleaf bat) is the source of this 6651-nucleotide messenger RNA. It is a transcript of the gene TMEM135, whose product is annotated as transmembrane protein 135. The transcript has 18 exons. The coding region runs from base 200 to 1483 and encodes 427 amino acids. Lineage: Eukaryota; Metazoa; Chordata; Mammalia; Chiroptera; Hipposideridae. The record is from RefSeq and is a predicted model, not a curated record.
GAUACGCCGAGCGCUCAACAUCCGAGGACUUCGGCCCAGAGUAACCCCGCUCGCGUGACCUUUAGCCUCCAUUCCUCCUCCUCCCGCGGCCUGCCCCGCGAGUCCAAGGUGGUUGGACGCUCGCUCCGGUCCCUCCUUCCCACCUCCUUCCCAGGCUUCGGCUCACCCCCCUCGCGUCCCCUCCGCGCGACUCCUCGUCAUGGCGGCUCUCAGCAAGUCCAUCCCUCAUAACUGCUACGAGAUCGGCCACACUUGGCACCCUUCCUGCGGGGUCUCCUUCGUGCAGAUCACCGGGGGCGCCCUGGAGGAGUCCCUGAAGAUCUAUGCCCCUCUGUACUUGAUUGCUGCAAUUCUCCGGAAGCGAAAAUUAGACUAUUAUUUAUACAAACUACUCCCUGAGAUCCUACAGUCAGCUUCAUUUCUGACUGCCAAUGGGGCCUUGUACAUGGCUUUCUUUUGCAUUUUAAGGAGAGGGCUGCUCACAAUUUAUAUGGCCAACUUGGCCACAGAAACACUAUUUAGAAUGGGUGUAGCAAGAGGAACCAUCACAACAUUAAGAAAUGGAGAAGUCCUUUUGUUCUGCAUCACAGCUGCCAUGUACAUGUUCUUUUUCAGGUGUAAAGAUGGUUUGAAAGGAUUUACAUUCUCUGCACUUAGGUUCAUUGUAGGGAAGGAAGAAAUUCCCACACAUUCUUAUUCACCAGAGACAGCAUAUGCAAAAGUGGAACAAAAGAUAGAGAAACAGGAGGAAAAACCAAGAAGAAUGAAUAUAAUUGCUCUAGUCAGAAGACUUGUGGAUUCAAUAUGUAAGCAUGGACCAAGGCAUAGAUGUUGCAAACACUAUGAAGAUAACUGCAUCUCUUAUUGCAUUAAAGGUUUCAUCAGAAUGUUUAGCGUGGGAUACUUGAUCCAGUGCUGCCUCCGAAUCCCCUCUGCAUUUAGGCAUCUGUUUACACAGCCAUCCCGGCUGCUUUCCCUCUUCUACAAUAAAGAAAACUUCCAGCUCGGAGCUUUUCUGGGCUCUUUUGUUAGUAUAUACAAGGGGACUAGUUGCUUCCUGCGCUGGGUCAGAAACCUGGAUGAUGAACUGCAUGCUAUUAUAGCUGGAUUUUUGGCAGGAGUAUCAAUGAUGUUUUAUAAAAGCACAACAAUUUCCAUGUAUUUAGCUUCCAAAUUGGUGGAGACUAUGUAUUUUAAAGGCAUUGAAGCAGGAAAAGUUCCCUAUUUUCCCCAUGCAGACACUAUCAUCUAUUCCAUCUCUACAGCAAUUUGCUUCCAGGCAGCUGUCAUGGAAGUUCAGACCUUACGACCAUCUUACUGGAAGUUCCUUUUAAGGCUCACCAAGGGCAAAUUUGCUGUCAUGAACCGAAAAGUCCUUGAUGUUUUUGGUACUGGUGCAUCUAAACACUUUCAGGAUUUUAUCCCUAGGUUGGAUCCAAGAUAUACAACUGUAACACCAGAGUUGCCCAUUGAGUUUUCUUGAAGAUGACUGUAAUUUAUUAAUGUUUCUUAAUGUUUCAUUAUUUUAUCCUGAAGAGUUAAUUAUGUUGAACACAAAGAAGGGGGCCCGAGCUUGAACUUCAGUGUUAUUUCAAUGAGAGAUACUCUUUUUUUGUUUGUUUUUCUUACCAAUCCGAAAUACAGAAGCUUUCUAGGAAGGUGUUGCUUAAUAAUUAAGCUCCCUCUGUAGCCAGAAUCUGAUUCUAUACUGAUUCUAUAUCACUGUAGUGGUUGACAUUAUGAUAUAUUAUUGAUUAAAUUAUGUCCACAAGCAAUAUUAAAUAAUCUAUGUAAAAAAUAAGAGUAUACUUAAAAUUACUUUAAAAGAUGUUUUAGUUCAUUCCAAUAUAAUUCUUGGUUAAAACUAAGAAUAUUUCUACAUUUUAGGAUACAAAAAGGAUCACGGGUACAUGGAUUUGGUCUGUAUUUUUUUUUAACUUUGGAAUUGGUAACCUUAGUAGUGACAUGUUAUGCAUAUGAAGUAACUCUUCACAGACAUGCUGCUUUAGUAGAGAGCGAUGUAAUUGUAGAAAGCGGCCAUUCUUACUUCAGGGAUGCAAAGGCGGGUUUCAUACUGUUUGCAUAAAUGCCGUGGUAGCCAUGCUCUUCUUCCACUGACACCAUCAUCUCUAUCAUGAUCCACUGGACCACGUGGCAGCCCAGUGAACCUGUGCACUAAUGGCAGGUUAGGUACAAAUGGAAAUAGACAUAUCUGAUAAAGUUGAAAUGUAUGUUUUAAUCUUUUACAGAAGCGUUACACUUGAAUAUUUAAAAGCAAAUGAAGUUACUUUUAAACCUCCUGUAGCUUUAUGAUGUUUGUUUUCAUUUGUAAGGACUGGGUUUUUCAUAGCUAAGUUUGUAUGCCAUUACUGAUUUAGAAGGGAUCAAAAUUCUACGGAACAAAAGUAGUUUGGGCAGGUUUGGCAGUUUGUUUCCUCCCAACUGUUUCACCUAUACAAUGGAUGCUUUACAACUAAAAACCAUGUAAAAAUCUGGUAGUUGUUAAAAAAUCCAUUACAUCACUAAAUGGAUUCAGGUUCAUCUAGGCUCUUUUCAAAAAAAAAAUCAUUGUGACCAUUUUUACUCCUAUUAGAAGAAAGUAGUGAUGAAAUAUAGUCACUACUGAUUAUGAGUUAGUUCAGGACAGCUGUGAUGGAAAUAUGAUCACUCUUUAGAAUUUUUCAGGGAAAAGUCACACUUUUCUAAGUUAAUCAAAGGCUUAAGUGGCUGUGAUGUCUACAGUUAAUGUUACAUGUAGUGAUGAUGGUAUAUUUUUUAAUAGUUUUAUGGCUGAAAAGUUUUUGGCCAUUGUAAGUUAAUUACGCAGUAGAACUUGUGCUGCAACAAGAAUUAUAACCCAGACUUUGGAAAUGCUUAAUCCUCCAUCUUCAAUUUCAUCAAGCCUUGUAUACUUAUGUUUACAUGUAAUACUAUCCUUGGUUGUUAUGGAAAUUUCAAACCCAACAAAAAGACGGACUCUGGUACCGUGGUAAUAGAGAGAACCACUUUAAUUUGGUCAAAAUUUUGCAUUGUGAUUAACUUUUUAGAAUUGACUUGUCUAUUAGGCAGUAUUGUUAAAGGAUCAUUUUGGUUUCAGACUUCAAAAUUGAUGAAUAAAUCACAUUUUAAGUUUUUAUUCACUGGAAUCAAAAUGAGAAUUUGUACUUUGUUUACUUUUAAAAAUGAAGUGUGACAGCAGUGUAGAAAGCACUGCUACCCGCACCUCAUUUUCUCUAUUUAGAAAAUUAUGUUUAUAGCGUUUUCCUGUCAGGUAAAAAGAAAAAACACUUAAUCCAUAAGUUAUUGUUUUCAUUGACAUUAAGACUAUGAUAUUGAGAGACAAAUUCUACUGAAAUUUGAUGAGAUUGGUAAAAUUUUACUGGUUAAAAUGUGCAUUUCUAUGAUUUACCUUUAUAUUUCUUUAUUUUACAAACUACAGUCAUCAAUUUUUUUAAAAUAUGAAAUGUAAAAAUAACCAUCAUGAAGCAGAAUACAAUGAAUGUAUAUAUAAGCUAUACAAUGAAUGUAUAGCUUGAAUGAAUAGAUGACUAAUUUGCAGUGGUGAAUUGAGAAGUCCAAUUUGAUUUCAUUGGGACAGAUUGCAAGUGUAGUUGUUUGAGCAAACACAAAGAAACCGUGUUUGUUUGCGUUCUCGAAGACAAUCAUAAUGAUUAUCUCUCUACCUCUAAGUAAUCAGGUAUUGAUUGACAACUUGGCAUCAUAAAUAAAGUCAAAUAGAUGUCUCCAUUCCAAAACAUGUUUUUAGUCCAUUUAUGCUCUGAAGAAAUCCCGCCUAUGGUAAGUUUCCACCCGAACUGAUUGUAUUAAACAUUAACAUGCCCCCCCUUGGUUCUUCUUACAUCUUUACUGGAAAAUAGUGCAUUGGGGUUAUUAGUAGUAGUAUGGUUGUUUCAUUGCUAUUUCCUGUAUUAAUAAAAUCCUAGAGUUAGUACCAACCAAGUAAAGACUGAAGUUGCAAGACAACAAAUUGUCUCAAAUCAGUUGGAUUCUUACCAGUUUUUUAUCAGAGCACUUUAGUCCAUUUUAUUACUCAUUCUGAAAUAAAACUUUUGAUUCAGUUAUAUUUUUCACAAAUUCUAUGGUUACUUCUGUAACUUUUUUCUUGAUCUAUUGUUGUCACUCACUUGAUACCUGGUUUAUUUUUUGCCUUCAUUUGCUGUUUAAUCAGUUAUUUAAUUUAGAAUUUUAUCUUUUUAUUUUUUGUUGUCAGAUUUUAUAAUUUCCUUUUUUCUAGAAUGAACAUCUUUUGUGAUGAAACCUAAAUUGGUCAGUUGUCACACAGCAUUUUCUUGUUGAGCUUGAGUAUUUGUCUCCUGCGGUUUGUGUCUAGGCUAACAUUUGAUUUAGUUGUUAAAGCUGACAAAAUUGCUUCUGUUUGUAUUGUCACAUCCCUGAGUUUCUGAGCCCUCUGCCAAUACAUAGUUAGUGGGAAUUAAUUUCCUUUACUCUCAAGGAGCUCCAUCCAUUUGCUUGUCACAUCCUCCUCAAGGUGGUGGUCAGAAGCCCCCCUGCAGGGCCAGAGGGGAUGCACCCCCUGGGAGCAGAGCCCUGCUGCCCUCGAAUCUGAGAAGCCACCAAGUCCACAGCAUCCUUGAAUUCUCUCUGUGGUUUGUUUUUAUUUGUAUAAGUAGAAAGUAGUUUGACAGAGGAACAAAAUCAUUUUUACGCAGAUGGUGUUUUGCUCCACAAAGACAAGUGUCCCUUUCUGAAUUGUGACCCUGCUAAGAUAUCUGAUCAACUUUAUCUCCCCAACACCUUGACCUAUUGCUACUUAUCUCCUCAAUAUUCACUUUCAGGUAGAGAAUUUUUGUAACUGAAAAUGAGUGACCAGAAAAAAACAUUAGAAAAAUGAAUAAGAAAUGAAUAUUUUUGUAGGGCUUGGCAGAAACUGCGAUGAGUAGAAAGGUUUGCUUGAUCAUGAACGCCUAGGAGAUUGCCCUUACAAUUGCAUUCACACUGUGCCUUCCUUUUUAUAGCCUUUUUCUGUUGGUGAAUCCUUCUUGUGGAAUUAGCGGAAGGGAGUGUCAGGGCCUGAGGUGACCCUGAGAUCAGAGGGGCGCACUUGGAUCCUGGGGCUGUGUGGUACUUCCCUCAAGAUAGGAUAUGGGGACCUCAGGGUUGAGGCUGUGUUUCUUUUUCAAGCUGUACCCUCAGGUACCUUUGUAAUAGCUCUGUGGUGUGAAAAGGGUAACUCACUACAAAGCAUAACAUUCUAAUUGUGUCAGAAGACCCCAGGCUAUAGGCCAUAGGAUGGGCCCUGCUCUUGUCACACAACAUGCCAGCCUCAACAUCCCUCCAUGGCUGGGAGGUCCAGGCUUCCACAGGUGGACCUGGGCACCUGCAUUGGCUGAAGUCACCCAAUACUGUUACUUUCCUCUAUCCCUUCAUUUGGACCAGACAAUUUCUGAGGCCUAUUUCCUCAAUAUCUAGUAAACUUUUCUUAGUCAUCAGUCAGUCCCUUAAGUAAAUUUUCUUUUCAGAUUAUUUUGGUCACACAAGAGGACCCUGUGGCUAUAGAGAGGGAUUGGUGCCAGAGGUCUAAAAAGGUUUACAGCAUGAGGUAAUCCUGUUGCUGGUCAUUGUGGGAUAAGAUACCAAAAGGAAUAGGUGAGAAGGGACUAUAAACACAUUUCAAGUCUAACUUCUUCCCUCCUAUUUCUUUCUUUACCUCCCCAUCCCUGUGUUUUCCUACCAUACCACAUCUUUGCUGUUUAUUUCUUCAGUGUGAGUUCUCCAGGGAGGGGGCGGGGGAAGCUUAUUUUCUUGUUUGCUUCAGGGAAAACUGGAGGUGAAACAUAAGCAUCUUGGUCAGGUAAGAGCCGGAAGGAAAGUUGUUGAAUCUGUAAGACAAAGAGGUAACAUCUCUUUUUCUCCUUUCUCCUCAGAAGUGAGCCAAGAGGGAUGGAUUCAUUCAAAGUGGGGAUAUUUAGAGUCAUGUCCCAGGGACAUAUGGGACAACUGUACACUCUCAAACUUCGCAUGGUGAAGGUACACAGUCUGUAAAGGGGUCCCUGGACAUAUCCAAAGCUGCACCUCCCUGAGGAGCAUCACCGGAAGCUUAACAUUGUGGAGGAGAAAUAAACUUCACUGUAAAUAACUCAGCCAGUCACUAAACAAACAAACAGAGAGCAGGGAUGGAGUGACUGUCAUCUGGAUGCCUCUGGAGCCCCCUGGUCUGCACUCCAGGUUGUCUCAUUGCAGCUUGCUCCGCUGCCCAUCUUAGCAGCUCACCCUCUUGCUUUGAGAAAAGGCUACUCCUGGUGUGCUCCCUUGAGGAAAUGGAGGUAGAAAUAAAAAUGCCUUCAUGGCUCCAGGAAAGGAAGGCAGACCUCUGCACAGAGAGAGAGCUGGAGAGAGAGCCAAAAAACCUUCACAGAGGUCCUGGGCCCCCGAGCUCCUAAGGAGGAUUAUGUCAGACACAUAAGGAUUCCAGUGGAAACAUCCAGUAAAACAAGUUGCUGCUCAGAGAGGAUCAGUGCUAUUUCCAAAGCCACACAGCUCUCCAGUACCAGAGCUGGAAUUCCAACCCAUUGUGGUCUGACAUAAAAGUCUAAGCUCUUUUUACCACUCAGGGACGUAUGGAAUUGCUUUGUGUCUCCUAUUCAUCAUCAAUAAAAUAUGUGUGCUUGA